AUGGAUCGCGUCGUGACCCUCGUUUCUGCUGCGUUGAAAGCAUCUACUCUCUUCGCCGACUUUGUCAGUGCAUCAGGCCAAAAUGGCACCAUCCCGAUGCAACUCAGACUGGCUUAUGCCGGAUCAACCGGUAUGGUUGUCAGUUGGAACACCUACUCGCAAUUGUCGCUCCCAACUGUCCGUUACGGUCGUGACCCUGAACACCUGAACCGUGUUGCUUCUUCCAACGUCUCCGUUACCUACCCUACGUCCACAACCUACAACAACCAUGUUUCUAUCGCGGAUUUGAAGCCCAACACCCUUUACUACUAUCAGCCGUAUGAUAGCAACUCAUCGGUUCCCUACACCUUCAAGACCAGUCGCCACGCAGGCGACAAGACUCCCUACUCGAUCGCUGUUGCCAUCGAUAUGGGUCUCAUGGGCCCUCGGGGUUUGACCACAACAGUAGGCGCUGGAGCCGGCCACCCUCUUGGUCCCAAUGACAACAACACUAUGCAAUCCUUGCAGGCACAGGGCGCUGAUACCGACUUCCUGUGGCAUCCGGGUGACAUUGCCUACGCGGACUACUGGUUGAAGGAGGAAAUCCAGGGCUUCCUCCCUAACACCACAAUCGGAGACGGUGCCAAGGUCUACGAGUCUCUUCUUAACCAAUACUAUGAUGAAGUUUCGGCGAUCUCUGCUCGUAAGCCGUACAUGGUUGGACCCGGUAACCACGAGGCUAACUGUGACAAUGGUGGUACCACUGAUAAGGCGCACAACAUCACCUACGACGUGUCUAUUUGCAUGCCUGGUCAGACCAACUUCACGGGCUUCCGCAACCACUUCCGCAUGCCCAGUGCCCAAUCUGGUGGUCUCGAAAACUUCUGGUACUCCUUCGAUCAUGGCAUGGUGCACUAUGUCACUCUAGAUACUGAGACCGACCUUGGCCAUGGGCUUAUUGCCCCUGAUGAGCCCGGUGGUCCUGAAGCUGAGAAGAGCGGCCCUUUCGCCGUCCGUGAUGCCCAGCUGAACUGGCUUAAAAAGGACUUGGCUUCUGUUGACCGGAAGAAGACGCCCUGGAUCGUGGUUGCUGGUCACCGACCCUGGUACGUCAGUGCCGCGAACCGGAGUAGCACUAUCUGCGAAGAGUGCCGGGAGGUUUUCGAACCGCUCCUCCUCGAGUACAAUGUUGACCUGGUCCUCUCCGGUCACACCCAUGUCUACGAGCGCAACGCGCCUAUCGCAAACUUUAACGUCGACCCCAUGGAGCUCAACAACCCCAGCGCGCCAUGGUAUAUCACCAACGGUGCUGCGGGUCAUUACGAUGGUCUCGACCCCUUGGUCCGUCCUCUCCAGAACUAUGCUCGCUACGCAACGGAUUCUAUCUAUGGCUGGAGCAGACUGACCUUCCACAACUGCUCGCACCUGACCCAUGAGUUCGUGGCCAGUGUCAAUGGUACUGCUUUGGACACGGCGACGCUUUUCAAGGAUCGCAAGUGCUGA
Molecule: messenger RNA, 1482 nt
Organism: Penicillium canescens
Lineage: Eukaryota; Fungi; Ascomycota; Eurotiomycetes; Eurotiales; Aspergillaceae
Product: purple acid phosphatase family protein
Exons: 4
Coding region: 1-1482 (493 amino acids)
Molecular function (GO): metal ion binding; acid phosphatase activity
Source: RefSeq, a predicted model, not a curated record